UUGGUUCAACGAAUCUGUACACGAUACGAUACAUUCGGACGGUGAGGGAGGCGAGUGGAGUGCGUGUCGACGUGUCCUACUCAUCCACGCCACGUAACCAAUUCCAUCUCCGGCCGCCGCCGAUGGCCUCGCGCUCCCGGUGGUCGGCGCUGGCGGCGAGCGCGCUCAUCCAGUGCUUCGCGGGGAGCUCCUACUGCUUCGCCGUCUACUCCCCGGCGCUCAAGGCCUCCCAGUCCUACGACCAGUCCGCCCUCGACAAGGUCGCCUUCUUCAAGGACGUCGGCGCCAACGCCGGCAUCCUCUCCGGCCUCCUCGCCGCAUGGGCCCCCGCCGGCCGCCGCCGCCCCUGGCUCGUCCUCCUCGCCGGCGCCGCCCUCUGCGCCGUCGGCUACCUCCCCAUCUGGCUCGCCGUCACGGGGGUCGCCCCGGCGCCGCUCCCUCUCCUCUGCCUCUACAUGCUGCUCGCCGCGCAGGCGCAGACCUUCCUCAACACCGCCGAUGUCGUCACCGCCGUCGAGAAUUUCCCCGAUCGACGAGGCACCGUCAUCGGCAUCAUGAAGGGCUUUCUGGGAUUAAGUGGAGCAAUACUGGUCCAAGUAUACCGCACCAUCCACAUUGCUCCCAGCACUUUCAUACUGAUGUUGGCGAUAUUGCCCACUGCCAUCACCCUGCUGCUUAUGUAUUUUGUCGAUGUCCACCGUUCUGAUCAUCAACGGUACAACAAGAAGUUCAUGGAUGCUUUCUCCCUCAUUGCCAUUACUGUUGCUGGUUAUCUAAUGAUCAUCAUAAUCUGUGACCAAGUAUUGAAGAUAAUAAGUUCAGCUGUGCAGACUGUUUGCUUUGUGAUACUCCUACUGUUGGUCCUGUCUCCAGUGGCUAUUGCUGUGAAGGCCCAGAAGACAGAAUCAAUGAAGCAAGAAGAAGAAACCAGGGAUCAAGCUGAAAGAAUCGGACUACUCCAAGAGCAAAUUAGUACAAAUGCCAGCUCCAGUAGCGAUGAGCGAUGUCAAGAACUGUCGACAGGCAAAGAAAACAUGAAUCUGGUGCAGGCAAUGUGCAAGCUGAACUUCUGGCUGCUGUUCCUAGCAAUGUCCUGUGGGAUGGGAUCAGGGCUUGCAACGGUGAACAACAUCAGCCAGAUCGGCGGCUCCCUCGGGUACUCGACCAAGGAGACGAGCACACUGGUGUCACUCUGGAGCAUCUGGAACUUCUCAGGGAGGUUUGGUGCCGGCUACAUAUCCGACCACUUCCUCCGUUCGCGGGGAGUCGGUCGCCCUUUCUUCAUCGGCGUCACGCUCCUGGUCAUGAGCUUGGGCCACGCCAUCAUCGCCUCCGGCAUCCUGGCGUCGCUCUACGUCGGGUCGGUGCUCGUCGGUCUUUGCUAUGGGUGUCAGUGGGCACUGAUGCCGAGCAUCACGUCGGAGAUAUUCGGGCUGAACCAUUUCGGCACCAUCUUCAACGUGGUGGCGGUGGCGAGCCCCGUGGGAUCUUACAUCCUCUCGGUGAGGGUGGUGGGUUACAUCUACGACAUGGAGUCGCCGCCGGGAGCUCGUGCCUGCUCCGGUAACCAUUGCUUCGUUUUGUCGUUCGUCAUCAUGGCGUGUGUCUGCGUGGUUGGCUCUGCUGUCGCCUUCAUGCUCUUCGUCAGGACGAGGAGGUUUUAUAAACGGGUUGUGUACGCCAGGUUGCAAUCUUUUCUAUAGAGAGAGAAACGAACCGAUUCUUUUCUAGCAAAUGCUUACCUAUCUUUUACAAGCAACAGGAUUUGAUCUGUACCUGUACGUCAGAGAAUGGUAGAAAGCAGAGGCACACUACUUUCUGCUGCCAUUUUUUUCUUGUUGAAAAGACAUCAUUGGACUGGUCACUGGUGUUAUAUACUACUAGUACUUGUAUGUAUGCGUAGAAGUAAAAGGAAAAUAAAACAAUGUACAGGGAAGAAGCUACAGAAAACAAACAGCAUUUGCUUCGUCAGAAAA
Molecule: messenger RNA, 1976 nt
Organism: Oryza sativa Japonica Group (Japanese rice)
Lineage: Eukaryota; Viridiplantae; Streptophyta; Magnoliopsida; Poales; Poaceae
Product: protein NUCLEAR FUSION DEFECTIVE 4
Biological process (GO): transmembrane transport
Cellular component (GO): membrane
Molecular function (GO): transmembrane transporter activity
Source: RefSeq, a predicted model, not a curated record